Vigna unguiculata (cowpea) is the source of this 1968-nucleotide messenger RNA. Its product is annotated as putative cyclin-A3-1. The record is from RefSeq and is a predicted model, not a curated record. Gene Ontology annotation, molecular function: cyclin-dependent protein serine/threonine kinase regulator activity. Lineage: Eukaryota; Viridiplantae; Streptophyta; Magnoliopsida; Fabales; Fabaceae. Gene Ontology annotation, biological process: mitotic cell cycle phase transition.
GCUCUAUCUCUUCCUUACCCAGCACCCCAUCUUCAUCUUCUUUCUUUCUUCUGUUCUCCAAAAUAACAACACACAAGAAACGAGAUGGAGACGCGUGCAGCUGCAAAGAGAAAGGCAACCGCUGCUGCUCCCAUGGUAGUGGUCGAAAAACAACAUCCCAAAAGGCAGCGUGUUGUGCUGGGUGAACUUUCAAAUCUUCCGACUGCAACUCAAAAUCAACGCAAACAGAAACUGCAAUGUAGGAAGAAUCCGAAUUUGAAGAAACCAUCUCCCACAGAGUCCAUUCCCUCUUCUUCCCAGAUUGAUCAACCUUAUGUUUCCGACAUCUAUGAGUAUCUUCAUGAUAUGGAGAUGCAGAGGAAGAGGAGACCAAUGGUUGAUUACAUUGAAAAAGUUCAGAGAGAAGUUACUGUAAUCAUGAGGGCAAUAUUGGUGGAUUGGCUAGUGGAGGUAGCUGAAGAGUACAAGCUUCACUCCGAUACCCUUCAUCUCUCUGUUUCAUACAUAGAUAGAUUUUUAUCAGUGAAUCCUGUUAGCAAGUCAAAACUUCAAUUACUGGGUGUUUCUUCCAUGCUAAUUGCUGCAAAGUACGAGGAAGUUGACCCACCGCGUGUUGUUGCUUUUUGCAACAUUACUGAUAACACAUACCACAAGAAAGAGGUUGUAAAGAUGGAAGCUGACAUACUCAAGUCUCUAAAGUUUGAGAUGGGAAAUCCUACUGUGAAUACCUUUCUAAGGAGGUUUAUUAAUGUUGCUUGUGAUAACCAAAAGGCUUCAAAUUUACAGUUUGAAUUUCUAAGCUGCUAUCUUGCAGACCUAAGUUUGUUGGACUAUGAUUGCUUGAAAAUUUUGCCUUCCAUUGUGGCAGCUUCAGCUGUAUUUCUUGCCAGGUUUAUCAUUGCUCCUGAAGUCCAUCCUUGGAGUUCUUCAUUGUCUGGAUGUUCUGGUUACCAACCAGUUGAACUGAAAGAGUGUGUCCUCAUCUUGCAUGACUUGUAUUUUUCAAGAAAGGCAGCGUCUUUCAAAGCUGUUAGGGAGAAAUACAAGCACCACAAGUUCAAGUUUGUAGCAAGAUUGCCUUCUCCUCCGCAUAUACCAAGACAUUACUUUGAAACUCAGUGAUGCCGUGGGAGUUCCUUCAUAAAAAAGAAAAAGAAAAAAAACUCAAUCAGAAAAGAUAUCAUUUUUGUAUAGUGAUUUAAUUUGAUGGAAGUUGGUAUCUGUUAAAUGUUACUUGAUAUGGCAUGUGUCCAAAGGUUGGUUUGUUUGGCCAUUAUUUUGAUGUCCUUUCUUAGAAAAUACAUUAGUAAGAUUUGUAUAUAUGAUCUGGAAGAGCAAUAGGAUAAGUUUAGGUACCACUGUUCAGUCACCUUUGCCUGAAUCAUCAAGGAAAAAUGUGAUGGGUCGAUUAACAAGAUGCAAAACUUUUAUGUGCAUUGUUAUCACUGAGCCUUUAAGAAUCAAAUGUGCAAAUUCAUGAUCUGGAUACUACUGGACACAGUUGCGUGUAUUAUUGUUGUAAUUCUGGUUCAAUAAGGAGUAAAAUUCACAAGUUCAUCCAAGAGAACUCUCAGGUGAAGUAUCCGGUAAUGGACAUAUGAGUUUGUCUUAAUGAAAAAUUCCUCUGAAUUUUGAAAGAUUUGAACAAAGUCGUAUGUGAAAGAGGAAUUUGAGAUCUUGCCUCACAUCACUGAUUCACAUGAUGAUGGUUGCAAUAUCGAGGAAGACGGCAAUUCAAUCAAGAAAGCAGCAGUUCUAAGCAGAAUACGAAGAGGAUGGUAGAAGUUUUGUACAUUGGAGAUUAAUAUGUAAUCACUGAAAUUAAGGAAGACCAAAGGGGAAGGUGUUGAAAUUUCUAGAGAUGUGAAGGAAAUACAUAUGUAUAAUUUUUAAAUGGUUUUAUUUUUAAAUAUUUUGUUAAAAAGAAUGGCUUUUAAUUUUUGUUAGUUGAUAGUAUUUAAAAAGUUA